Molecule: messenger RNA, 4443 nt
Organism: Onychostoma macrolepis
Lineage: Eukaryota; Metazoa; Chordata; Actinopteri; Cypriniformes; Cyprinidae
Gene: ece1
Product: endothelin converting enzyme 1
Exons: 18
Coding region: 438-2738 (766 amino acids)
Biological process (GO): peptide hormone processing
Cellular component (GO): plasma membrane
Molecular function (GO): metalloendopeptidase activity
Source: RefSeq, a predicted model, not a curated record
CUCUCCUUCCUGUUUUUCACAAGUUCCUGUCUUUUUACUGACGCUAGUGUUGUCGCAGCCUGGAAGGAGUUAAAGCUUCCCAUGAAUCCUUUGUUUAGGAUUCCUAACUAGGAGGGCUGCGAUACAGAAAGCGCUUUGAAAUCUCCCAACACAUGUUUGUUGUGAAGAUCGAGCUGACCAUGCUCUGGAGCUUAUUUCCUAGGUGUAGCUGACGUUGGGGGGUUGGAAAUUUGGCUUGAGAUGAAGUGAAGGGGGGGUGGAAGAGGAAACCCCAUUCACACAGAGAUCACCCAGCACAAGACACGCUGAGCCGAGAGUUUUCUCUAGUCCUUGGGGAAAACUAGCUUCACAAUCUUCUCCUGAUGGAACUCAGGAGGACAAACAUUCCUAUGAUUCCCAAAAGCUGCUGAAACACUUUCUGAAGAUUUGGUUUAAUUAUGGAAUCACUGAGGGAAUCUAUUCUUCAUUUAACAUUUCAGAUGUCAACAUACAAACGAGCCACACUGGAUGAAGAGGAACUGUUGGACACCGGCUCCGAUGGGAUCUACCACACCUCUACCAUGCAGGUGGGGGUUCAGCGUGGUCUGGGACUCCGGUGCUGGGCGGAGAAAACACAUGUUGAGAGGAAGCUAGUGGUCGUCGUGUGUGCUCUGUCCGUGGCUCUGUUCAUUUGCAUCAUGACUUUGGGUCUGCACUAUAAAGAAUCACAUCCGGGAAUGUGCCUGUCAGAGCCUUGUGUUAGUGUGGCAAGUAGAGUCUUGGGGGCUCUCGAUCGGUCAGUGGACCCCUGCCAGGAUUUCUACAACUUUGCAUGCGGGGGUUGGAUGAGGAAAAACCCGUUGCCUGAAGGCAAGUCCCGCUGGGGUCCUUUCAGCAACCUGUGGGAACACAACAUGGCCAUCAUGAAGAACUUAUUAGAGAAUACCAGCAUGAAGAGCCUGAGCAAAGCGGAACAAAAAGCCCAGUGGUAUUACCAAGCUUGUAUGAACGAGAUUAAAAUUGAAGCACUCGGGGCAAAACCACUACAGGAUCUCAUCAAUCAGACAGGAGGCUGGGGCUUGAAAGGCCCGUGGGAGAAAGAUAACUUUCAGGAGGUUUUACGGACUGUGUCGGCCAACUUCCGAACCUCCCCCUUUUUCACUGUUUUUGUCAGCACAGACUCAAAAAGCUCCAACAGCAACAUCAUCCAGGUGGAUCAGUCAGGAUUGGGACUUCCCUCUAGGGAAUACUAUCUCAAUAAGACAGCCAAUGAAAAGUAUUUAAAAGCAUACUUGAACUUCUUGGUGGAGCUUGGAAUCCUCUUGGGCGGCUCAGAGGAGACCUCUCAGAAGAUGAUGCAGGAAAUCAUAGACUUUGAAACGGCACUGGCAAACAUCACAGUCCCUCAGGAAGAGCGGCGUGACGAGAUGAAAAUUUACAAUAAAAUUCAAGCCAAAGAGUUAGCUACAUUGGCUCCUGCAGUAGACUGGAUGCCUUUCCUCUCUGCAGUGUUCGCCCCUGUUGCCCUAAAUGACUCUGAACCCGUGGUUGUGUACGCUAAAGAAUACCUCCAGAAAGUCUCAGAACUCAUCAGCAACACCAGCAAGAGCGUCUUGAAUAACUACAUGAUCAUGAAAGUGGUGCGGAAAAUGGUGUCCAUUUUAGACCAGAGGUUUCAAGAUGCAGAGCAGCGCUUCCUUGAAGUCAUGUAUGGCACCAAGAAGAGCUGCACGCCACGCUGGAAACUUUGCGUCAGCGACACGGAUAGCGCUCUGGGCUUUGCUCUCGGGGCGCUCUUUGUCAAAGCUACUUUUUCCGAAGACAGCAAAGCUUUUGUUGAAGAUAUGGUCUCCGAGAUCAAAUGGGCCUUUGAAGACAGCCUGAAGACUGUCAGCUGGAUGGAUUCCGAGACAAAAAAAGCAGCCAAAGAAAAGGCAGAUGCAAUAUACAACAUGGUUGGUUAUCCAAAGUUUAUUAUGAACCCCAAAGAGCUGGACAAGGUGUUUAAUGACUUUGAUGUUGUUUCAGAUCUCUACUUUCAAAACGUCAUGAAUUAUUACAACUUCUCUGAACGAGUGACUGCUAACCAGCUGAGAAAAGUCCCCAACAGAGAUCAAUGGAGUAUGACUCCACCUACAGUUAAUGCCUACUACAACCCCACAAAGAAUGAGAUGGUACUUCCAGCAGGCAUUCUCCAAGCUCCAUUUUAUAACCAUGCUUGGCCAAAAGCAAUGAAUUUCGGGGGUAUAGGUGUGGUUAUGGGGCAUGAGCUCACCCAUGCCUUUGACGAUCAAGGAAGAGAGUAUGAUAAGGAUGGGAAUUUGCGUCAGUGGUGGCAAAAUUCUUCAGUGGAGGCUUUUAAACACCAGACCCAGUGCAUGGUGGAGCAGUACAGCAACUACAGUAUAAACAAAGAACCUCUAAACGGGAAACACACUUUGGGAGAAAAUAUUGCUGACAACGGAGGCCUGAGAGCAGCUUAUAAGGCCUAUAUAAACUGGAUCGAGAAGCAUGGUGAGGAGGCCACUCUGCCUGCCCUUGGAAUGACCAAUCAUCAGCUGUUUUUUGUGGGAUUUGCUCAGGUGUGGUGCUCAGUUCGGACACCUGAAAGCUCUCACGAGGGCGUUAUUACUGACCCCCACAGUCCAUCGCGUUUCCGGGUCAUUGGCACCAUCUCCAAUUCCCAUGAGUUCUCUACACACUUUGGCUGCCAGGCAGACUCACCCAUGAACCCCAAGCGCAAGUGUGAGCUGUGGUGACAGUGACUCUUAUAUGGGGGACUGAACCUGGAGCAAUUAUCGCUCAAAAAACCCAAACAUCCAACUCAGGUUGCCUAAUCUAGACUGCCAAAAAGCUGGUGAACUUAAAGUGGACUACAGAUUUUCCAGCUAUUACUUGCCUCUUAAUGGGGAAUUGGUGUAAAUAGCUACUCCAAGGAAGGAGUUAACGGAGUUUUGUUCUUGCAAACAUUCAAAACACUGGAAGUUAGUGGUUAAAUUUAACGAGAGAAGGAAUUCUCCUUUCUGCAAAUAUGUUUUCUGCAAGUAUGUGCCUUUUUAGCAAAUGCUUUUAUUUUUCUAAUAGGAAAUAAUAUUUAUGUUCUCUGUCUUACAUUGUUGGUGGGUUUUUUUUUUUUUUUUUUGUCUGUAAUGUUUGCCAAUUCUUGCACAACACAUUGUGCAACAUUGUUAGAUAACUUUGAUACAUGGAGACAGUUUUAUAAGACUGUUCCAUCACAUCUUAUUUGUUGAAUUUGCCUGUACAUUAUGAACUUGAGCAAAUAAUUUGAUUUUAUCCAUCUCACAAUGUCACUUAAUGUCAAGUGAAGACUAGGUAAUAGUAUGUAGUUGGACCACUAAACAAGAAAGUGCCUUUAAAACUAUGCAAAUAUGGACUUGCUGGGAAAAUAUGUUUAUUACACACAGAUUCAAACUGCCCUUCUGCCCUCAAAAUGAAUAGGAAAUAUAGGUAACGCUUCACAACAUUACCUAAAUAUAUCCACAAAUAAUACUUUUUUUCCACUCAAAAACUGACGUGCAGAACACUGUGGCCUACGAUCAGUCAGUUCCAAAAAGAAAUACAGACCUUGUGCUAACUGAAAGAAAGCAAGUUGACCAAAAAAAAAAAAAAAAGAAUCCAAGAUUUGGUGAUGAUACAGCAUAAUGAUACAUUUACAAGCAAUUUUUAAAAGGCUGGUCUUUUUGACUGGGAACAUUAAAAUAUGUAUAAGAGUUAAUAUUUAUAUUGCUUUUUGUUAGUUCAUCAAUUACAAUUGCUGUAAUUUUCAUUGAUGAUUGAUUCAACAGUAUUUUUAUGGUUUAUAAUUUGUCUCUCCGUUCCCUGGAAGUAAGACCGACAGAUGUCGCCACAUUCACAUAUAUUAAUGGCGACAGAAAUGCCAAAUAAAACGCAAAGCUAAUGUUCUUAUUAUUAGGUUCCUACCAUCUAACCCCAAAAUACAUACUUCAUAACAUAGGCAAACGUAUAUAUUCUAUUUUAUUCGAGCCUUUUUCGAAUGUAACAUUUGUAGUCUUUAUACUGCAACCGAAAUUUGGGCGGGACCCCUUUUAAAAAGGUGAAACUGCACUUUUAUAUUUAGUCAUAAUACACUGCGUAUUAGCCUAUGGCUCACUUGUCUCUUACACUGAUUAUUGGUGGCUUGGAAUGUAAUGGAGAUGGCAUUCAUUGUGUGAAACAGUGCAGGCAUGUGGCGACUGCCUUCAUGACGUCACUUUCACUGGCGAUGUGCGAUUCGUAAACGAAUCGUUCUCUUCAGAUCUUGUCAAUGAACCGGUUCACAAUAACCGGCCUGAACGAACUGAAUCCUGGUUCUCAAGUCAACAACUCACCGACUUUUAAGAACUGAAAUUACACAUAAAAUAUACUGGAAAUAUGUUUUACUGAUUUAGCAACAAAUGUAAUGAAUAAAUAUAAUGUUGAAUAAAUAUAAUAGUUUACAAUUUA